CUUCCGCCCUCACCUCAGAUGAAGUCGGAUGACGAACGAAAAUCGACGUAUUUUCGUUGCUGCUGAACUUUAUCUGUAUUUUACAGGAGUGCUCCACAAUGGUUCGACGUGUGGCAGUGGUUGGAGCAGGUAGUUCUGGGCUGGCCUGUAUCAAGAUCUGUGUUGAUGAAGGUCUGGAGCCUGUUUGCUUUGAAAGUAGCGAUGACAUUGGCGGUCUGUGGAAAUUUAAGGAGUCACCAGAGCCAGAGCGGUCCAGCAUCUAUCGCUCCUUGGUGGUCAACACCUCCAAAGAGAUGAUGUGCUACAGUGAUUUUCCAAUGCCCGCUGAUUAUCCAAACUACUUCCACAACUCCCAGCUGCUGCAGUAUUUCAGGCUCUAUGCUAAGCACUUUGACCUGUUCAGAUACAUCAAUUUUCAGACCACAGUAAAGAGUGUCACACAAAGGCCAGAUUUUUCUCUGUCUGGUCAGUGGGACAUAGUGACCAUUAACAGGGAAGGAAAGGAAGAGAGACACGUCUUUGAUGCAGUUCUGGUCUGUUCAGGCCACUACACCCAUCCGGUCCUACCACUGUCAGACUUUCCAGGACAUGAGACGUUUUCUGGCAGGUGUUUUCACAGCUGGGAAUAUAAAGAUGCAGAUGCCUUCAGAGAAAAGAGGGUGGUGGUGGUUGGCAUCGGCAAUUCUGGUGGCGAUAUUGCAGUAGAGACUAGUAGAUCUGCAAAGAAGACAUUUCUCAGCACACGCGAGGGGGUCUGGGUGAUAAGCAGGAUGUCCAGUAAUGGUCUUCCCCUGGACAUGACAGCUAUCACCAGGCUCAACAACAUCCUCACACUGCUUCUUCCAAGUACUCUGGUGAACUGGGCAACAGAGAGAGCACUGAACCAAAACUACGACCACAGACUGUACGGCCUGAAGCCCAGACACAGAUUUUUGGACAAAAGGCCUUUGAUCAAUAAUGAUCUUCCUGGUCAAAUCCUUCAGGGAGCGCUCGUAAUGAAGCCCAAUGUGAAAGGCUUCAAAGACUCUGGAGUUGUAUUUGAAGAUGGCACAGUGGAGGAGAACAUUGAUGCUGUCGUCUUCUGUACAGGUUAUAAAGUAAGCUUCCCAUUUCUGCCUCCAGCUCUAUCAGAGGGGCCUCACGGAGACAUGACAUUAUACAAGAGACUGUUUCCUCCUUCUCUAGUACAACCAACACUGGCCGUCAUGGGUCUUUUUCAAACAAAAGGACCAAUCAUGCCCAUUGUGGAAAUGCAGGCGCGGUGGGCUGUGAAGGUCUUUGCCGGUCUGAGCAGUCUUCCAUCCAAGGAGAAGAUGCUGGCAGUCAUUGAGUCUGAGACGAAGAGAAACAUGAAAAGCUACCCCUGCCACCGACAGGCUGCUCUCCAGGUAGAUUACAUCCCAUACCUGGAUUUUAUGGCCAAUGAGGUCGGGGUUCGACCAAAUUUUGUGACACUGCUCCUGAGAGAUCCUGUGCUCUGGGUGAAAGUCUUCUUUGGUCCCUGCACUCCAUAUCAGUAUCGUCUCACUGGGCCUGGACAGUGGGCCGGAGCCCGUCAGGCUAUCCUCACUCAGUGGGAGCGGGUGGCUCAGCCUUUCAGAACCAGAGUGGUACCAGAACCAGAGAGCAGGCCAUUUUCCUUCUGUUCUCCCUGGCUGCUCAUAUUUGGAGGAACUGUGAUAACGGCUGUGCUUCUGUCUAACAAUGAGGUUGUUCCAGUGCUGCAUGGUCCAGCUCAGAUUCUGGACAGGUGCAACAUCUUCCUAAAGGACUCCUGGUUCACUGGUUAAUGUAACAAUAUACACUAUACAUUAUAGAUCCACCAAAAGAUGCAGUCAAAGAACAGGUCUGAGAAUUCAUGAA
Morone saxatilis (striped sea-bass) is the source of this 1863-nucleotide messenger RNA. Its product is annotated as dimethylaniline monooxygenase [N-oxide-forming] 2-like. Gene Ontology annotation, molecular function: NADP binding; N,N-dimethylaniline monooxygenase activity; flavin adenine dinucleotide binding. Lineage: Eukaryota; Metazoa; Chordata; Actinopteri; Moronidae. The transcript has 11 exons. The coding region runs from base 99 to 1790 and encodes 563 amino acids. The record is from RefSeq and is a predicted model, not a curated record.